GUUGAAAACACUUAUUGUAAGUCGCUUUAGAUAAAAGCUAAAUGAAUGUAAUGUAGUACUAGUAGUAACUGUGGUUGUCCCGUAGAUGCUGGAGAAGCAGGUGGAGGUGCGGCAGAAGGAGGUGGUGGAGCUGCAGACCCAGGUCAAGGCUCUGGGUCAGGAGGUGAAGGACACUGACGAGGUGGACGGGCGGAGGCAGCUGGUGGAGAUGAAGUUCCAGGAGCUGCUGGAUCCACUUCGCCGCCGCAAGAACUUCCUGGUGGAGUCCAGAGAGGUUCACCAGUUCAACCGAGAUGUGGAGGAUGAGAUCCUGUGGGUCCAGGAGAGGAUGGCCGUGGCCACGUCCUCGGACCACGGGCACAACCUGCAGACGGUCCAGCUGCUCAUCAAGAAGAACCAGACCCUGCAGAAGGAGAUCCAGGGUCAUCAGCCUCGUAUUGACGACAUCCUGCAGCGCAGCCGGAGCCUCCUGGGGGACGUGAUCCGGCAACGUCUGGACGACCUGCAGGAGCUGUGGCGGCAGCUGACGGAGGAGGUGGAGCUUCGCCACGGCCGUCUGGAGGAGGCGCACAAGGCCCAGCAAUACUACUUCGACGCCGCCGAAGCCGAGGCCUGGAUGAGCGAGCAGGAGCUGUACAUGAUGUCAGAGGAGAAGGCCAAGGACGAGCUGAGCGCCGUCACCAUGCAGAAGAAGCACCAGAUCGUGGAGCAGGCGGUGGAGGACUACGCCGAGACCGUCCACCAGCUGUCCAAGACCAGCAGGGGACUGGUGGCCGACGGGCACCCGGAGAGUGAGCGAAUCAGCAUGCGGCAGUCUCAGGUGGAUAAGCUGUACGCGGGCUUGAAGGACCUAUCAGAGGAGAGGCGGGGCAAACUGGACGAGAGGCUCCGCCUCUUCCAGCUGAACCGGGAGGUGGACGACCUGGAGCAGUGGAUCGCUGAGCGGGAGGUGGUGGCCGGGUCUCACGAGCUGGGACAGGACUACGAGCACGUUACGAUGUUGCAGGAGCGUUUCCGUGAGUUUGCUCGGGACACCGGAAACAUCGGUCAGGAGCGAGUGGACGCUGUCAACCGUCUGGCGGACGAGCUGAUCAACGCCGGUCACGGCGACGCGGCGACGGUGGCGGAGUGGAAGGACGGGCUGAACGAGGCCUGGGCCGACCUGCUGGAGCUCAUUGACACCCGGACGCAGAUCCUCGCCGCCUCCUUUGAGCUCCACAAGUUCUACCACGACGGAAAGGAGAUCCUGGGACGCAUCAUGGACAAGCAGAAGAAGCUGCCGGAGGAGGUCGGCCGUGACCAGAACACGGUGGAGACGCUCCAGAGGAUGCACACCACCUUCGAACACGACAUCCAGGCCCUGGGAACACAGGUGAGGCAGCUGCAGGAGGACGCGGUGCGCCUCCAGUCGGCGUACGCCGGAGACAAAGCCGACGACAUCCAGCGGAGAGAGAGCGAGGUGCUGGAGGCCUGGAGGAGUCUGCUGGAGGCCUGUGACGGACGCAGGCUUCGCCUCCUCGACACCGGGGACAAGUUCAGGUUCUUCAGUUUGGUCCGAGACCUCCUGCUGUGGAUGGACGACGUGAUCCGGCUCAUCGAGAACCAGGAGAACCCUAGAGACGUGUCGUCGGUGGAGCUCCUGAUGAACAACCAUCAGGGAAUUAAGGCCGAGAUCGACGCACGAAACGACAGCUUCACCUCCUGCAUCGAGCUGGGGAAGAGCCUGCUGGCCAGGAAACACUACGCUUCAGAGGAGAUCAAAGAGAAGCUGCUGCAGCUGACGGACAAAAGGAAAGAGAUGAUUGACAAGUGGGAGGACCGGUGGGAGUGGCUACGACUCAUCCUGGAGGUGCACCAGUUCUCCCGUGAUGCCGGUGUAGCUGAGUCCUGGUUGCUGGGUCAGGAGCCGUACCUGUCCAGUAGAGAGAUGGGUCAGAGUGUGGACGAAGUGGAGAAGCUUAUCAAACGUCACGAGGCCUUCGAGAAGUCCGCUGCCACCUGGGAGGAGCGCUUCUCUGCUCUGGAGAGGCUGACUACGUUGGAGCUGCUGGAGGUGAGGAGGCUGCAGGAGGAAGAGGAGAGGAUGAGGAGGCCACCGUCUCCAGAGCCGGUAGUGGUUCACGAGGAGGAGGAGGCUCAUCAGCAGAGCGGACUCGUCACUCAGAACGGACUCACUUCAGACCAGGACUCUCCUCGGGAUGGUGUGGACGGUGGAGAUCUGGUGAACGGUGUUUGUGAACCGAGCCCCGGCGCAUCUCCGACCUCUGGCAGGAAGAGUAAGACCAGCCAGUCGUCCAUGCUGCCCUCCAGGAACCAGGACUCAGGCGCCCAGUUUGAGGGACUCCUGCACCGCAAACACGAGUGGGAGGCUCCCAACAAGAAGGCCUCCAACAGGUCGUGGCACAACGUGUAUUGCGUCAUCAACAACCAGGAAGUAGGUUUCUACAAAGACAGCAAGGCAGCGGCUCAGGGAGUCCACUACCACAACCAGGUCCCUGUGAGCCUGAAGGAGGCCACCUGUGACGUGGCCUCGGACUACAAGAAGAAGAAACACGUGUUCAAACUCCGAGUCACGGAUGGAAACGAGUUUCUGUUUCAAGCCAAAGAUGAAGAGGAGAUGAGCACCUGGAUCCAGGCCGUCCUGAACGCCGGUGGCGACCGCUCCUCCGAGGUGCAGGGCGGUGGGGGGGGCAGCCCCGGCACACCACCGACGUCCGGCCGCGCUCAGACGCUGCCGACUGAGUCGAGUCCCGGCAAGAGAGAGAAGGACAAAGAGAAGGACAAAGAGAAACGAUUCAGUCUGUUCAGCAAGAAGAAACAGUAGAGAAUCAAACCCGCGGGCUCUUUGGUGAAACCCGCGCUGAUGUCACCGCUGAACAGCCAAUGACGGGGGUUUUUACAGCCGUCAAAGUUUCACCAAAGUGCGAUGUUGGGGUUGUUUAUUUGUGUUUUUAUAUAUUUCUGAUGUGAUUCUCUUCUCUGUUUUCAGACAUUGUGGCGUUAACGGCGGUUUCUAUUUACACUUUGUGAUGUAACUGUUGUUGUUGUUGACGUCGGUAAACAACAACAAACAGCGGAUUAAAUCUGACGCGUCGACAGAAAGAUUCUCUCGCUCUGUUUUUUUUGAGUAUUCGCCCGUUUGCAGACGAUUAACCGCCGUUUCUUCACAACAUCUGAACCGACUUUAGUGACGUCAGCAGGAACACUUUCAUUUGUUUGGUUUUUACUUUUUAGUUGAAGUUAUUUUUGUACUUUUGAGAUUGUUUUGACACAAGUUAUGUCUUCAGUUCUGAGACGACGUCCUCAGAGACGACCUCACCGUUGAGAAAUUGGACCAAUAGUGCAUUUUGUUUUAUUGUUUUUUCACUCAGUGAUUUUCUUUUUUUGGUCUUAAAAUCAUCCAAUCUCCUGGAGGGUCCUCGGGUGCCUGGAGGGUCCUCGGGGUCCUAGAGGCGUACAGGUCCUGGAGGUCUUUUUGGUCUUAAAACCCUCCGAUCACCGUGAAGGAGGAGUCUCGAUGUACAAAAUGUCCACCUGCAUGCUUCAUCAGGCCUGAAAACACUCACCUGAAUCUAAAAGUCUUCUUCUUUGGUUCUGACCCGGUUCAGAUGUAAACCCUUAAAGCUCGAUGUUAGCCGGUUUAAUCGUAGACGGACAGAAGAAGCUUCGCUCGCUUAUCGUUGGCUCUUUUCUGCUCUUUGUAUCUUAUCGUACCCAACAUGUGUGGAAGUUAACGGCAUCUUUACUGCACAAUCAGAACUAAAUCUAUAGGAAUGAAGAAGAAUAUCAGAACUACAUCUAUAGGAAUGAAGAAGAAGAAUAUCAGAACUACAUCUAUAGGAAUGAAGAAUAUUUAAACCGACCGUAGACCAUAACGGCUUUUCUCAUGUAUGAAACUGCACCUGUAGACUUUAAAAGCUUCUCUCUCUCUGUCAAUAUGUGCGAUGUCAUUAAAGCUUUUAAACUUUAA
This is a messenger RNA of Anarrhichthys ocellatus (wolf-eel), 3970 nucleotides long. Its product is annotated as spectrin beta chain, non-erythrocytic 1-like. NCBI's taxonomy places the organism in Eukaryota, Metazoa, Chordata, Actinopteri, Perciformes, Anarhichadidae. Gene Ontology annotation, molecular function: phospholipid binding; protein binding. The record is from RefSeq and is a predicted model, not a curated record. The transcript is spliced from 16 exons. The coding region runs from base 86 to 2824 and encodes 912 amino acids.